Messenger RNA from Thamnophis elegans (Western terrestrial garter snake), 3468 nucleotides. RefSeq names its product WD repeat domain 47 (gene WDR47). The transcript is spliced from 15 exons. Bases 425 to 3163 code for a protein of 912 amino acids. The record is from RefSeq and is a predicted model, not a curated record. NCBI's taxonomy places the organism in Eukaryota, Metazoa, Chordata, Lepidosauria, Squamata, Natricidae. Gene Ontology annotation, molecular function: protein binding.
UCCGCCUAGACUCGGGCUCCGCUCCAGCUACCACCCCCAAACGCCUGGGAAACGCUCCUCUAAUGCAGCCGCCGCCGCCGCCCCUUCCCUCGCUUCCCCCAUUCAGGCGGCUGCGCUGCCACCCCGCCCAAGCCUCCUCGCCGCCGCCGUCGCCGGGCCCCGCGGGCAGCGAUUGGCGAAGCCGCUUGACAACCACGCAGCCGGCCCGACGCCUCUCGGCUCUUUAGGGAAGCCGAGGCAAAAGGAAAAGCCGCCGCGGGCCCGCAAGCCUCUUCUUCUUCUUCGUCCUCCUCAUCCUCAUCUUCCCUCGGGAAGCCCCCGCCGCCAUUUUGUGCGCCUCCCUCCCUCAGCCCGGUUUUUUCCCCCUCAGAAUCCCCUCAGAAUCGGCGGCCUCGGGAAAACGGCCCGCCUUGUAGCCUACACAAUGACAGCUGAAGAGACAGUGAACGUAAAAGAAGCUGAAAUAGUCAAACUAAUACUGGAUUUUUUGAACUCAAGAAAGCUUCAUAUAAGUAUGUUGGCUCUAGAGAAAGAAAGUGGUGUAAUUAAUGGACUAUUCUCAGAUGAUAUGCUUUUCUUAAGACAGUUGAUUCUUGACGGCCAGUGGGAUGAGGUUCUUCAGUUCAUCCAGCCACUUGAGUGCAUGGAUAAAUUUGACAAGAAGAGAUUUCGUUACAUCAUACUGAAGCAGAAAUUUUUAGAAGCCUUAUGUGUAAAUAAUGCAAUGUCUUCAGAGGAUGAGCCUCAUCACUUGGAAUUUACAAUGCAGGAAGCUGUGCAGUGCCUACAUGCUCUAGAAGAAUAUUGUCCUUGUAAAGAGGAUUAUAGCAAACUGUGUUUACUACUCACAUUGCCUCGUCUGACUAACCAUGCAGAAUUCAAGGACUGGAACCCCAGCACCGCACGAGUUCACUGUUUUGAAGAGGCUUGCAUCAUGGUGGCAGAAUUUAUUCCUGCUGAUAGAAAACUAAGUGAGGCUGGAUUUAAAGCAAGCAAUAAUCGCUUAUUUCAGCUUCUGAUGAAGGGGCUGUUAUACGAAUGUUGUGUUGAGUUCUGUCAGAGUAAAGCAACGGGAGAGGAAAUUACAGAGAGUGAAGUGUUACUCGGAAUUGACCUCUUAUGCGGGAAUGGAUGUGAUGAUUUGGACCUUAGUUUGCUAUCGUGGCUUCAGAAUCUUCCCUCUACGGUUUUCUCUUGUGCGUUUGAACAAAAAAUGCUUAACAUUCAUGUCGACAAACUUUUAAAACCUACAAAAGCUGCCUACGCUGAUCUUUUGACACCCCUCAUCAGCAAACUUUCUCCUUAUCCGUCCUCACCCAUGAGGCGGCCCCAAUCCGCUGAUGCUUACAUGACCCGUUCCUUAAAUCCUGCAUUGGAUGGACUCUCCUGUGGGUUAACAGGUCAUGAUAAACGUAUUACAGAUCUUGGGACAAAAACAUCUUCUAUGUCUCACUCCUUUGCUAACUUCCAUUAUCCAGGAGUACAGAACCUUACUCGUAGUUUAAUGUUGGAAACUACAGAUUGCCACAGCAUUUGUGAAGAAUCACCUGAACGAUGUGAAACUCCUGUGGAUUCCCAUAAUUCAUCUGGCAAUGAGACGGCACACCAGAAUUCAUUCCCAGAAAAAGAGCCAGCCAAUGGAACACAGAAUCAAGGACUAACCAAGCAAGAAAAAAAUGAGCUUCGAGAUUCAGCAGAGCAGUUUCAAGAAUAUUACAGACAGCGGUUACGCUAUCAACAGCACUUAGAGCAAAAGGAACAACAACGGCAAUUGUAUCAACAAAUGUUACUAGAAGGAGGAGUUAAUCAGGAAGAUGGUUCAGAUGCACAACAGAAUCUUACAGAACAGUUUCUUAAUAGGUCUAUCCAAAAGUUGGGUGAAUUAAACAUGGGCAUGGAUAGUCUGGGAAACGACGUGCAGACCCUCAACCAACAUUGCAAUGGGACCAAGGGAAAUGUAUCCAUUCCUCCAGAUUCCAUUCAGACAAUAGCUGGUGAUAAUACAAACAUUAACACAAGCACACCUCAGAAAUUUGGCUCCAGUAAUCAGAUACCAUCUCUUGAAGAAUCACCUGUCCAUGGAAAUCAGAUUGUGCCAGACCAAGCUGCCAUUCAGGCACAACAUGAAGAUUCUUCGGGGAUUGUAAGAAAACCAAGAAGUGAUGAGCAGGAUGACAAAUCAAAGAAACAGUUCAUUUGUAUCAAUACUCUAGAAGAUACACAAGCUGUCAGAGCUGUGGCCUUUCAUCCAAGCGGCACGCUGUACGCGGUUGGCUCUAAUUCCAAAACGCUGAGAGUCUGUGGCUACCCAGAGCUCCCGGACUCAAGUGGUAAUGGCACUCCUAAACAACCCGCCGUUCGUUUCAAGCGAAACAAACAUCACAAGGGAUCGAUCUAUUGUGUAGCAUGGAGCCCCUGUGGACAGUUGCUAGCUACCGGUUCCAAUGACAAAUAUGUUAAAGUCCUGCCUUUCAAUGCAGAUACCUGUAAUGCCACUGGGCCAGAUCUGGAAUUUAGCAUGCAUGAUGGAACUAUUAGAGAUCUAGCCUUUAUGGAAGGUCCUGAAAGUGGCGGUGCCAUUUUAAUAAGUGCUGGAGCUGGUGACUGUAAUAUUUAUACCACAGACUGCCAGCGAGGGCAAGGUCUCCAUGCGCUGAGUGGCCACACUGGUCACAUUUUAGCACUUUAUACGUGGAGUGGAUGGAUGAUAGCAUCUGGAUCCCAAGACAAGACUGUGAGAUUCUGGGAUCUCAGAGUACCAAGUUGUGUUCGAGUUGUUGGAACAACUUUUCACGGAACUGGCAGUGCUGUUGCAUCUGUAGCUGUAGAUCCUAGUGGUCGCCUUCUAGCUACUGGGCAGGAAGAUUCCAGCUGUAUGCUUUAUGAUAUUCGUGGUGGGCGGAUGGUUCAAAGUUAUCAUCCUCAUUCCAGUGAUGUCCGUUCUGUUCGGUUUUCCCCCGGGGCUCAUUACCUUCUCACAGGGUCAUAUGACAUGAAAAUAAAAGUCACAGACCUGCAAGGUGACCUUACUAAGCAGCUACCAACUAUGGUAGUAGGGGAGCACAAGGACAAAGUGAUUCAGUGCAGAUGGCAUACACAGGAUCUUUCCUUCUUAUCAUCUUCCGCUGACAGAACUGUCAAACUCUGGAGUUAUAACGUAUGAAUGAAGCACAGAUCCACAAGGCAACUGGAGGUGUCUAUGAAAAGAACAGCAUUUCAGCAAGAAGAUGCGUCCCACAGAAACUUGGUUGUUAUGAGAUGUUGGUGUGUUGGUGUGGAUUAUUAUUUUUCAGUGCUUUCCAUGUGAUCUCAUGCUGCUACGACCUCCUGUAGUCUUGUUGCUGAGGUUUGUUACGAGAGCUCUUGCGAAGUCAAUGUGCACUCCAAAAAGUUACAUUUAUUUUAUGUGUUUACAUUUUGUGUUAUUUGCAUUCCCUGGUCUUGGUCUCAAUGACAAUAUUUAUUUUU